GGGCACGUGAGCACCAAAGGGGCAGGGAUUUCACGGAAAUGAAAGUGGAAGCAAAGAGCCUGUUUGCAGAAGCUUCGGAAGUGAAUUUCAGGUCCUGCUUGGGCUGGGGGAGACCAAAACCCCUCAGAGGAUAGAAGCAAGAGUUCAGUCGCAGUGGACUGCCACUGUGUGCCCAGCUCUGAAGCCUCAGCUCUUGCCAAACCACCUGCAGGCCCAUGUCAGCAAAGCUUGAUGAGGCCCUCCGCGCCCUGCAGGAAGAGCAGGCCAGACUGAAGACGAGGCUGCAGGAGCUGCAGCAGCUAAAGAGGGAGCUCAGGGACUCCCCCAGAAACGAGCUCCCAUUCUCAGUGCCUGAGAUCCCCCUGGUAUUCCGAGGUGACACUCACCGGGGCAGGAAAGUGCCCCAGUCUUUGAUUUCCAACUUUCGGAUCUGCUGCCCUCUGCCUGGAGGCUCUGCUCUGGUCACCUUCGAAGACCCCAAAGUGGCUGAGCGGGUGCUGCAACAAAAGGAGCAUGUGAUUGACAUGGAGGAGUGCUGGCUGCGCGUGCAGGUCCAGCCCUUGGAGCUCCCCACGGUGACCACCAUCCAGGUGUCCAGCCAGAUGAGUGGCCAGGGCGUGCUGGUCAGUGGGUUUCCUGCCGACCUCAGGCUGAGUGAUGAGGAGCUGCUGGACAAGCUGGAGAUCUUCUUUGGCAAGACCAAGAAUGGGGGUGGCGACGUGGAGACCCGGGAACUGCUGCAAGGGAGUGCCAUGCUGGGCUUUGCUAAGGACGGGGUGGCCCAGCGCCUGUGCCAGACUGGCCAGUUCAGAGUGCCACUGGGCAGGCAGCUGGUCCCUCUGACAGUCUCCCCCUAUAUGAAUGGGAACAUCCAGAAGGUGGAGGUCCAGUCCCGGCCAGUGUCCCGCUCGGUGCUGGUGCUCAACAUUCCCGACGUCCUGGACGGCCCAGAUCUGCACGACAUCCUGCAGAUCCACUUCCAGAAGCCCACCCGUGGGGGUGGGGAGGUGGAGGCCCUGACAGUUGUACCCCCAGGACAGCAGGGCGUGGCGGUCUUCACCUCCAAGUAGGGCUGCGGGACUGGCCUUCCCAUCACUCCCACCCCCUCCGCCAAGGUUCUCAAACUGGGCUGGGGCUGGACCCCUGUGUAAGAGAUCUUUAUGUUCACCAACAGAGGGCAGGGGUCACACGUUGCAAAACACUUUCGAGAACAGUAAAAGCGUCUGCAUGGCA
This is a messenger RNA of Microcebus murinus (gray mouse lemur), 1233 nucleotides long. It is a transcript of the gene IFI35, whose product is annotated as interferon induced protein 35. Lineage: Eukaryota; Metazoa; Chordata; Mammalia; Primates; Cheirogaleidae. Gene Ontology annotation, cellular component: nucleus. The record is from RefSeq and is a predicted model, not a curated record.